AGCAAAAGUCAGCCGGUUGUAUGACUCAAACACAACAGCUUUGCGCUUCGGACCCGUGUCCCUAAAGUUGUCCUUAUCGCACGCUUAUCUCUUUGUGUAAUUGCUGUCUUGAGAGUAAUAAGAGUGUAGACGUGUGCUUUUUGUGUAUUUCAACUUGUGGAAUAGCAAUAUCCCACCGUGUGCGGGAAGUGCGCAGCGUUCAAGGUUCAGGAAGAUAAGGAGAGAGGUGCACGGCUGACGCGUAGCUCGUGUUAUGUUACCCAAAGGCUCGUAUCAGAUUACUGCUGGCAGCAGGUAGGGUGAAACCAGAGCCGCAUUUAGAUCGCCGUGCCUCCACCAAGCAGGAACCGGGACUGGAAAAGGCGUGUUAAAGAAGCUAAAGAGCCUAGCCGAGCGCUUCCUUUUGUUUUGAACUGCAAGAAGAGCGUUACCAUGGCCGAGAAGACACAACGCAGCCUGUUGCUUCUGCUGUGUUUGUCUGGACUCGUUCACUGUUCGGCCGCUCUGGUUUUUUGGACCGCUGUGGUGGAAAUCAACUAUUUCAUCAGCCCCAACAAGACCGUGGACAAAGACUGCGAGUGUGGAAUUUUCGGCCGCAACUCUCCGCUUGCACAAGCCGCAGGUGUCGUCGUUAUUCCCAGGGGGGACCCCAAAGGCUGCGGCCCGGAUCCUGUGUACAACGUCAGCGGCUCGACCUGGAUAGCGCUCGUCAAAAGGGGAAACUGUACGUUCAGUCAGAAGAUCAACGCCGCCAAACGUCAAGGAGCGUCGGCCGUGGUGGUGUACAACGUGGACGGCAGCGGCAACAGCACCGCGAACAUGGCGCACUCGGACGCUCUGGAAAUCGCCAUCAUGAUCGGUAACAUUCAAGGCGUGGAGAUCGCCAGCUUGGUGCGCAACGGAACGGAAGUGCGGAUGAUGAUCGACGUCGGCAGCCCCCACGGCCCCUGGAUGGACACUUACUGGCUUUACUUCAUGUCCAUCGCCUUCUUCAUCGUGACGGCUGCCUCGGUGGCCUACUUCUUGUUUAUCUCGGCCAGCCGCCUCUACAACAUGCGCAUGCACCGGCGAGCUGAGAGGAGGCUGAAAUCCGAGGCCAAGAAGGCCAUCGGGCGCCUGCGAGUGCGCAAGCUGAAGCAAGACGACGAAGAGACGGCGAGCGAAUCUCACAUGUGUGCCGUGUGCAUCGAGUCGUACAAGGCGGGCGAGGUGGUGACCGUGCUCACGUGUGACCACAUUUUCCAUAAAGCCUGCAUCGAACCGUGGCUGCUGGAGAAAAGGACCUGCCCCAUGUGCAAAUGUGACAUCCUCAAGGCUCUGGGAGUGGAGGCGGACGAAAAGGACAGCAUGUCUCAAACGUCGCCACAAGAGGUCACCGUCAUCACAGUGGCGGGUGGGGAAGCCAUGUAUGAGGUCCCGCUCACCGACCCGCUGAACUUUGACCCCGAGAGACAGCAGCAUCACUACGACAACGGGGCCUUUGAGGGCGAAGCUGCUCGAGGACAGUGACGUCACCACGACAAAGAGAAAAUUCCGUCAAAUUAUCAGGUUAAAAAUCAAUAUGCUUUGUUUCUUGGACCCAAUGAAUGCACCUCUUCAUUGGAAUACAGUGAACCUCCCUGCAAAUCUGCGAAUAUAAGUGAUUCCUCACUCCCAAAAAGGUUUGUAAAUGUCUAUGGCUGCCACAAGAUGGUGGCAAAGCACUGUUGAUGUCCAAAUGAAACUCCUCAGACAUCAACAACAUCAAUCAACAUACUGUUCCUGCUUUGGCCUGAGCACCUUUUCAUGGAGUAAAAACAGGCACAUUUGCAAAUAUGCAGGGCUUCACUGUAACCUCACAGGACGCUGGCUAAAUAGAUUCACCUAAUAAUGCUGCUGCACCUUGUGUAAUUAGCUCAGAUGCCAAUUCAGGGUGCGCUCAUCGAGUCAUCAUUCAGCACAAUGAGAAGGUCGAGUCAUGUCGAGGCAAGGAGCGCGGGUUCUGUUUCGCUUUGCUCACAUCACAAGCGAGUCACCACUGUCAAAGGAAGUACGACAGAAAAUCGGGCUCCCUCUGCUUCCAAAUGUCACCUUUUCAAGAAUAGGAACAAGAAAUGUGUGCCAUAUUUCUUGUUCUUAUCGGGUUAUGUGCUUUUAACACAUCGGGUUGUGGAGCUGGAUUUGCCACCGCAAGCCGGCGAACACACCCUUGGCUGGAAAUGCAGCCUGACACAUUGCACCAUGUUGAGUGGAGAACAUCACCCCAGGGGCUUCGUUCUGGGUCUCCUUACGAACACGAACCACAGAUACGUGUACAUGUUAGCGCAUAUCAACUGCUUUCUUUGUUGAUUCUGUUCAGCUUGUAUUUAGAAGUGGACGGUCCCACUGUAAUAAACGCAAGCAAUAAAUGUCCAAAGUGGAGAUGACGUCUGCGAUAAUGGUGAUUGUGUAUUUGUUUGUUGGGGGAGGAGAAGGGGGGGGGGGGUUAUCUUUUAAGUGUACUUCUUAUAAAAUAACAGCGCACACACUGAGAUUUGUUAUCAUCUUGUGUAUAUUCCUGUCGGUUUGUGAAUAUACACAAGCGCACGUUACAAUUAAAUGAAUCCCUGACUGUAUCUUUCAACAAUUUCUAAUCUGGCUAUUUUUUGGGAUAGGCUCAAGAUACAUGAGAUUAAGUGAGACGGAAAUAAAGUUGAUAUCAGUUUGUCGUUGGGCCUGUGUCGUUAUGAUAGUGCUCUCUCCAUAUUUUUGUAUUCUGAAUCAUUUUGUUACGGAUUUUAGGAGUCUUAAAUCAUUCUGUAACAAUGACUAUCAUUUGUUGUAUGAAAUCACAUUGAUGCGUAUCGGAAUGCAAUAAAUCCCUCAAAAUGAGGCUGAUUAA
Messenger RNA from Hippocampus zosterae (dwarf seahorse), 2860 nucleotides. RefSeq names its product E3 ubiquitin-protein ligase RNF128-like. Bases 433 to 1509 code for a protein of 358 amino acids. The transcript has a single exon. The record is from RefSeq and is a predicted model, not a curated record. NCBI's taxonomy places the organism in Eukaryota, Metazoa, Chordata, Actinopteri, Syngnathiformes, Syngnathidae.